This is a messenger RNA of Sporisorium graminicola, 903 nucleotides long. RefSeq lists its product as uncharacterized. The record is from RefSeq and is a predicted model, not a curated record. The coding region runs from base 1 to 903 and encodes 300 amino acids. Gene Ontology annotation, molecular function: protein binding. Lineage: Eukaryota; Fungi; Basidiomycota; Ustilaginomycetes; Ustilaginales; Ustilaginaceae. Gene Ontology annotation, biological process: cytoplasmic translation. The transcript has a single exon.
AUGCCAUCCCAGGAGGAGUACGAGGCAACGCUGGCAGAAGAGCUCGAAGUGCUCGAAAGCAUCUACAUCGACGAACUCGAAAAGAUCUCGCCAGAAGAACUUCACAUUCGCAUCGAACCAGAGGAAGAUGUACUGCCUCUCCUCUUUUCCAUCGGUCUCGAACCAGGGCAAGCACCUACAGAGAGCGUAGAGGAAGGAUCCCCAUCGCCUAUCGUGCUUUCGCUUCACAUCCAGUACACGCCAGAAUACCCAGAUGCACCACCAAACAUGUCGAUCCACAUCAUCCGCGACACAAAAGCGGUUCUCGGGCCUGCCGUUGAUGACGAAGACGAUCCAUCAGAGGACGACUCCACUUCCGCUGACCGUCCAGCGGUAACAGAGCUUCAAGCGGGACUCGACGAAGUAGCCCAAGAUUCCCUCGGCAUGGCGAUGGUAUUUACACUGGCAUCGCACCUGCGCGAGAGCGUUACGACACUCAUCCAACGUCGAGUUCAAGAGAUCGAAACCAAAGCUAGCGCAAAGCGAGAAGCAGAGAUCGAGGCCGAAGCCGAAAAGUUCCGCGGCACCGCCGUCACACCAGAGCGAUUCGCGGAAUGGAGGGUCAAGUUCCUGCAAGAGAUGGCCGAGAAGGAAAAGAAGGAGGAAGACGCCAAAAUGUCGAAAAUGUCGGCAAAGGAGAGGGAAGAUUACAAGAAGAGCAAAGUCAAGCCCAGCGGUAAACAGCUGUUCGAGAAGGGUGGUACGUUUGAGGACGACGAUCCCGCCGAGGAAGGUGUCCAGGAAGUGGAUUGGAGCUUAUACACCCGAGAGCAAAGAGAGCGGGAGAGGAGAGAGCAGGAAGAGCAGGAGGAGUUGCGAAGUCGCACGGACAGUCUCGCCUUUGAUGAAGAGGACGAUGCCUGA